Messenger RNA from Monodelphis domestica (gray short-tailed opossum), 3669 nucleotides. The record is from RefSeq and is a predicted model, not a curated record. NCBI's taxonomy places the organism in Eukaryota, Metazoa, Chordata, Mammalia, Didelphimorphia, Didelphidae.
AUGGAACAACUUUAUGACAUGAUGGUAGGCUUCGAUGUGCAGAGGAUGCUGCUGCGAUGUGUACCUUAUCUAGAAUCCAUUAAACGGAGUCAACAUGGUCUUCUGAAGAUACUUCUCACACCAAGGAAGAAGCUUCGAAGACCUCCUUCCACAGAGCCUACCUUGACUAACACUGAAGAGGCUCCUUCACUUCAAUGUCUGAACUGCCUGCGGUUUCAGGAUGAUCCUGAUCUAAAAUAUUUCAUAGGAGAUCCGGAUGAUGCUAUGAAAGAGCCAGAAAUGUUGGCUGACAAACAGUUGUGCAUUUUUGAAGCCAAUGAAAAAGGUUUUGAGAACUAUGACUAUUCCCCGCAGCAUAAAAUAACGUGUUUCAGUGUGUAUGACUCAAAGGGCCAUCUGUGCCCAUUUGAUACAGGCCUGGUUGAGAAGAAUAUAAAACUCUACUUCAGUGGAAUAGUGAAACCAAUCUACGAUGAAAACCCAGGCCCGGAGGGUGGUAUCAGAGCUGAAAGGCUUGGUCAUAUACAAAGAUGGUGGAUUACUGGUUAUGGGGGAGAUAAAGCUUUCAUUGGCUUCACAACAGCUUUUUCUGACUAUAUUCCGGUAGAACCUAAUGAGGAACAUGCUCCCAUUUUUGCGCUGAUGCAUGAGAAGAUGUACUUGAGUAAAACUGUUGUGGAAUUUUUACAGACAAAUACUGAAGCCACUUAUGAAGAACUCAUUCAUCAAAUAGAAGUGACUAUCCCAAGGCCUUGUAAUGGUAGAAAUUUUAGGCUUCUGGGAGAGGUUAUGAGCACUAAGAUUAAACCACCAACUAAAGUCACCACCACCAAGCUUGUCUACCAGAUCUUUGAUUCCCUCUUCUCAGAGCAAAUUGACAAGCAAGGAAGAGAAGAAGAAAAGGAAAGCUUCAUGAGACGUCCGUGCUGUGGUAUCUGUGAGAUUUGCCAACAGCCUGAGUGUGGAGCAUGUAAAGCCUGUAAGGAUAUGGUUAAAUUUGGGGGCAGUGGGCGCUCCAAGCAGGCUUGUCUACGGAGGAGGUGCCCAAAUUUGGCUGUGAGGGAAGCAGAAGAGGAUGAAGCGCUUAAAGAGGAUAUUUCUUAGUCGGUAUCACCUAAGAAAAUCCUUGAAAAGAAGGAAAAGAAACAAAACAGGACUGAGAUCAACUGGCUUGGAAAUCCAAUCAGGGUAGAUGGAGCAAGAAAUUACUAUCAGAUAAUCUACAUUAAUCAUGAAAUAUACCAAGUAGGAGACUGUGUAUCCAUCAGUCCUGAUGACCCCACCAAAACGCUAUGCCUAGCCAGAAUCACUGCAUUGUGGGAAGAUAGCAGUGGACAGAUGUUUCAUGCUCACUGGUUCUGUGCUGGGAUAGAUACUGUCCUUGGGGCAACAUCAGAUCCUCUGGAGCUCUUCCUGGUAGAUGAGUGUGAAGAUAUGCAGCUCUCUUACAUCCAUGGCAAAGUGAAUGUGAUUUAUAAAGCUCCCUCAGAAAACUGGUCCAUGGAGGUAGGCACGAACCCAGAUAUGGAGCUCAAAAUGAUCGAAGACAAUGGCAAAACCUAUUUCUACCAGAUGUGGUAUGAUCCAGAGUUUGCAAGAUUUAUGACGCUGAAGGUCGAACCUGCAAAGCGUGAAAAAUACAAGCUCUGUGCAAGCUGUGUCCAUCUGUCUGAAAUGGAAGAAAGGGAAAUCCCCAGAGUGAUGGAGCUUUUGGAAGAGCUAGAAGAUAGGAUAGUCUAUGGCCUGGCAAUAAAAAGUGGGGUGCAGUACAGGACAGGAGAUGGAGUUUUCUUAUUUCCUAAGGAUUUCUUUUCUUUUAACUUCAAACCUCCACCUCUAGCCAAGAGAUUGAAAGAGACGGUGAAUGAGGAACAAUAUCCAGAGUUCGAUCAGAAAUAGUCAGAAUACGCUAAAGGCAGCAACCAGAAUGCUCCCAAGCCAUAUUGCAUUGGCAGCAUCAAAGAAAUAUUCUGUGACAAAAAAAGCAAUGGAGAAGACAUCAAACUCAGAAUUAACAAAUUCUACCAAUCAGAAAAUACCCACAAAUCAAUGAAAGCAAGUCAUCAUGCAGAUAUUAAUCUGCUCUACUGGAGUGAUGAGGAAGCGAUUGUGGAUUUCAAGGCUGUGCAAGGCCACUGUGUCAUAGAGUAUGGGGAAGACUUAACAGAAUGUAUUCAGGAUUAUUCUGCUGGCAGCUCAGAUCGCUUCUAUUUCCUUGAGGUGAUGACUAUAAAAAUAUCUGAAACAUUGUGGGCCAUUGAAAUGUGGGAGCCUGCGGCCCAGGCAUUUCGUCUGAAUAAUCCGGAGACCACUGUGUUUACAGAAGAAUGUAAGGUUCUCCUGAAGCUGGUUAUGUCUGGGGAGAAGACCAACUCCCUGGGCCAGAAGCUGCCUCAGAAAGGAGAUGUAGAAAUGCUGUGUGGUGGCCCACCCUAUCAAAGAUUUAGCGGCAUGAACCACUUCAACUCACGCGCUUAUUCCAAGUUCAAGAAUUCCCUAGUAGUCUCCUUCCCCAGCUACUGUGAUUACUACAGACCCCGGUUUUUCCUACUAGAGAAUGUAAGAAACUUUGUGUCAUUCAAACGUUCCAUGGUCCUGAAGCUGACUCUGCGAUGUCUAGUUCGAAUGGGAUAUCAUUGCACGUUUGGAGUAUUACAGGCUGGUCAGUAUGGUGUGGCUCAAACUCGAAGAAGGGCCAUCAUCCUGGCUGCAGCCCCAGGCGAGAAACUCCCCAUGUUUCCGGAGCCCCUGCAUGUAUUCGCACCCCGAGCCUGCCAGCUCAGUGUAGUGGUAGAUGACAAAAAAUUUGUUAGUAAUAUAACAAGAAUGAAUUCUGCUCCAUUCCGGACCAUCACUGUACGUGACACAAUGUCAGACCUCCCUGAGAUUAGGAAUGGUGCUUCUGCCCUGGAUAUCUCCUACAAUGGAGAACCUCAGUCCUGGUUCCAAAGGCAAAUGAGGGGCUCACAGUAUCAGCCCAUCCUCAGGGAUCAUAUCUGCAAGGAUAUGAGUGCGUUGGUAGCUGGCCGAAUGAGACACAUCCCCUUGGCCCCAGGAUCAGACUGGCGUGACCUGCCUAACAUUGAGGUCCGUCUCUCAGAUGGCACUACAACCAGAAAAUUGAGAUACACACAUCAUGAGAAAAAGAAUGGACGCAGUAACACUGGAGCACUCAGAGGUGUCUGCUCCUGUGCAGAAGGUAAACCUUGUGAUCCUGCAGAUAGACAGUUCAACACCUUGAUUCCAUGGUGCCUGCCCCACACUGGGAACAGGCACAACCACUGGGCAGGACUCUAUGGAAGGUUGGAAUGGGAUGGCUUCUUCAGCACCACAGUGACAGAUCCAGAACCUAUGGGCACGCAGGGUCGAGUACUUCACCCAGAACAGCACCGAGUAGUAAGCGUACGGGAGUGUGCCCGGUCCCAAGGAUUCCCAGAUUUCUACAGAUUGUUUGGCAACAUCCUAGAUAAACACAGACAGGUCUCUUCUUCCUUCUGUGCAGGUGGGAAUGCAGUGUCUCCACCCCUCGCCAAAGCCAUAGGCCUGGAGAUCAAGCUCUGUGUGUUGGCUGUAAAGGGUGAAUAUUAUGGUUAAGACUGAAAAAAAUCUAAAUUUAAAUGGUCGCCAAGGGAAAUCUCAAAUAAUAAAAUACCCAAGUCAGCUGCCAAA